Molecule: messenger RNA, 2465 nt
Organism: Pomacea canaliculata
Lineage: Eukaryota; Metazoa; Mollusca; Gastropoda; Architaenioglossa; Ampullariidae
Exons: 7
Coding region: 45-1559 (504 amino acids)
Biological process (GO): protein modification process
Cellular component (GO): cytoplasm
Molecular function (GO): biotin--[biotin carboxyl-carrier protein] ligase activity
Source: RefSeq, a predicted model, not a curated record
GUCCCCUUGAUUUAGCGCGAACGCAGAAAAGCUAAGCAAUCUCAAUGGAAAAAGAAAAAGAAGAGUUGGAUCUGCUUCUACUCCAAUCCUCCCUGAAAACUAAGUAUUUGUGCCAGAAGGUUGUAUACAAAGAGGUCACAGGAUCUACUAUGGAUGAUGCCAAGAAAAUGGCAAAGGAAUAUGAUUACCCUCAUGGGACAGCUGUUAUUGUUGAACGGCAAAUGAUGGGUCGUGGCACCAAACACCACCAGUGGCACUCGGAAAACACAGGAAAUAUUUAUUUGUCCUUCAUUUUGUACCUGCCACAGCUAGAUGUUAGCUUGCAGGAUGAUUUCUUGCUCGAAGUAAUUGCGUGUCUGGCUGUGGUACAAGCAGCGCAUAAUCUGGGGGUCACUAGUGCUCAGUGUAAAUGGCCAAAUGAUGUGUGGGUCAGAGGUCAUAAGCUGGCUGGUUUCCUGUCAGAAAAUGGAAAUCAUAGGAGGAGAGUGGCAGCAGGGGAGCAAGAGGAAAGUCUGGUGAUUCUUGGUGUUGGGAUCAAUGUAAAUGCAGACCCGCGUCGUGACUCAUUGUUAGCACCCAUUGCUACCAGCCUACGCUGUGAGCUAGGAGGAGCUCAUGUCAGUCGAGAAAAAUUCCUUGCAAAUGUUUGUAGCUUACUAGAGGAGAGACUUGAAUGGCCUGUGAAAACCUGCUUCCAAGCAUUUACUGGCAACAAUGUGUUCCACCCCAUGAUGUGUGUUAGCGUCCAUGAUUAUGAGACAAGCAGAAACUUUGAAGCAACAUUUGGCACUUUUGAAGAGGAUUGGGACAUAACAUUGACAGGAUUGCCAGCAGACAUGAGAGAUGGUGAGGUGUUAAAAUGCGCUUCACAGCGAUUCGCCAUACGUCCAUAUUGCGGUCAGACUGUGUUUGUAUCUACAGUGGGUGAUGAUGACACAUUAAUUUCCCAGUUAAUGAUUCAGUGUCUGUCAGCACUGCUUGACACUUCAAAGAUUUCAGUCAGACCUCUCAUGUGGAAAGAGUUUACUUCAGAAACAGCUGCAUGGAAAAAGAGUGCCACUCUGCUUGUACUGGCUGAAGUGCCAAUUGCUGAUGAUGAGAAAGUAUUAGUUCUUCAGUUCCUUGAGAGUGGUUUACCUGUCCUUGUGUCAGCAGCUGGUGUUAAAUUUGUCUGUGGCCUUCUGAAUAUAGAUUUCAAGGUUGAAUCACAAGUGGACGAACACUGCAGAAGUGGCUUGACUAUUCAGUUAAAAGAUCAACUCAAUGGGGCAUCUCUUACUUUUGUCACUGGCUCUCCUCCAUGUUGUUUCUCACCCUCAGUGUCCUACACAGUUGUGGCUGAACACAUCAACACCAUGGCAGAAGAGGAAGAACAGAUACUAGGUGCUGCUGCAGUGAUUGUUCAACCCACAGGCCUGAACAAGGUGGGCUUAAUUGGGUUUGACAUUGAGAAAAGGUUUUCUCGGUCUGUUGAUGUAAGCUCGCCAGAAGCUGAUGAUGUCUUCAAGCUAGAUGUUUUGAUUUUGUCAAUGUUUAAAGUACUUGUGUCUGAUGUCUGAUUCUGACGAAGAAAGAUUUUGUUUUGGCUUCUAUUUCCUUCUCAUCAGUCAUUCUUUUUACCGAGUCUUAAGGCAAGUUUAUUUGCAAUCUACCAGUCCAAACUGCUAGCAUUUAUCUACAUCUAUAUUCAGUUUCUAAUGUCGCAGAACUAACGUGACCAAAGAGCUUAUGUUUAAUGGUUAGUGUUCUUGACUGUGAAAAAGAAGGUUGCUGAUUUAAAGUCUAUUUUAUGCUUGUGGCUUAAAACUCUUCCCCCUUACCCCCAUCCAUAACCCCAUCCUACAGCAUUCCACAAUUAAGUGAUUAAUUUCUCAAGGUAAAGAUGGUGGAAGAAGAGAAUGGGCUUUAUCUUGCACAUUCCGUGCCCUAAAAAAAUGAACUCCUUACAUACAUUUUCUACAAGUGCUGGGCUACCAGACUUAACAUUCGCCUUACAGAUAUAUAAUUGUGAUAUUUAAGCACAUUUAUUGAUUGUUUUGAUUUGUUGUAUGCUACAGUGUGCAGAGUAUUUAUCUUGAAGACACAACAUAAUGUUGGCAUUUGAUAUUGCUACAUGAGGCUUGAUAUUAAUCUUUGAUAUUAUCAGUUGAUCUUGUCACUUGAUACUGGUACAUCAUAUUGACAGUAUUUGCUGUUGGUUCAUGAUAUUAAUAUUUGAUAAUAUUGCUCACUAUUGGUACUUGAUACUUGCACUUGUAUUUUGCAUGAGGAACAGAAUAUUUGUUGCAUGCUUUCUAUUUUUUAUAACAUAUAUUUUGAUAAUACCAUUCUAUCUAAACAAAUUUUGUCUUUGUUGUGCAAUACUUGCAGUAUUUACAGUUUGUCCAUGAACUGUGAUCUUUUCAGUAUUGAUCAAACAUUAAAAUUUGUAAUUGCCCAGGAGUAAAUAAAUAUACUCAUUUUUC